Musca domestica (house fly) is the source of this 2287-nucleotide messenger RNA. Its product is annotated as synaptic vesicle glycoprotein 2B. The record is from RefSeq and is a predicted model, not a curated record. The coding region runs from base 398 to 2125 and encodes 575 amino acids. Gene Ontology annotation, cellular component: membrane. NCBI's taxonomy places the organism in Eukaryota, Metazoa, Arthropoda, Insecta, Diptera, Muscidae. Gene Ontology annotation, molecular function: transmembrane transporter activity. The transcript is spliced from 4 exons. Gene Ontology annotation, biological process: transmembrane transport.
AACAUCACCAUUAACUUCUGGUUUUUGGAGCCGCUAGGAGCUCAAUAACCGCCUUAACGUACUAGUUGUUCAAAGUUGUUAAAUCCUUUUCAAACCCCCCUUCCGACACCAAAGUCCAGCAAGGCUGAAACCAUUCGUGAGUUUGCGAAAGUGAAGUGCGAAUUUUGACCAAAAAAAAUUUCAACAAAAAAAAAAUAAAAAAGAACUUAAAGACCUCUUGUGAGAACUAGUCAACAAUUUAGUUUAACUAGUUUGUAAAUCCGAAAUUUGUUUCUGUGGACGUCAUCCAUAGCUGUUUGUGGCGUUAUCUGCUUCUUUUUGCUGCAUUUUUUUCUUCUUUAAAUUUUUGUGCGGAAGCCGCCGAGAGAAAAAGUUCUAAACAAAUCGAACUCAUAGAAUGGUAGAAGGUGACUCUAAUAAAAACUCCAGUAACUCCUAUAAUGUAGAAAGUGGCCAACAACCAAACUACAACACAAGCACAGUCGACAAUCGUUCCAUUAUCCAACCCUACGGCCUGGGCACCGAUUCCAAGGAUCUCGGCUAUCACAUCAACGACGCCUAUGAAGUGGACAAAAAUGAUUUAGAAAAAGCCAAUGGCGGCCGUUCGGCCGGCGGCAUGAAAGCCGGCUUCGAACAGGCCAUUGAGCUGUGCGGCUAUGGCAAAUUCCAUUACAUUCUGCUGGCCAUCUGUGGUCUGGUCAGCACGAGCGAAGAGAUGGACGUUAUCAGUAUGUCUUUCAUCCUGCCGUCAGCGCAAUGCGAUUUGAAUUUGAAUACCGAGACCAAAGGCUGGCUGAAUUCGAUCAUCUUCAUUGGUAUGAUGGUCGGUGCCUACUUUUGGGGUAGCAUUGCUGAUUCGAUGGGCCGUAAGAAAGUAUUGAUCGUCAUUUCUUUUAUGAAUGGUUUUUGCAUUGUCGCUUCGUCAUUUUCGCAAACUUACGAAUGGUUUAUGCUGUUUCGAUUCCUCAACGGUGCUGCCCUUGGCGGCAGUGGCCCUGUCAUCUGGUCUUAUUUCGCCGAAUUCCAACCGAAAUCGAAACGUGGCUCCAUGUUGAGUUUCAUGGCAGCCUUCUGGACUUUCGGUAACCUCUUUGUGGCCGGCCUCGCCUGGCUCAUCAUCCCAACCGGCAUUGGUUUUGUCACACCCCUCUUCACCUACAACUCAUGGCGUAUUUUCUUGAUGGUUUGCUCCCUGCCCUCCUUUGUGGUGGCCUUCCUCUUGUUCUAUCUACCCGAAUCGCCCAAGUUCUUGCUGUCCAAGGGUAAACAGGAUAAGGCUAUGGCCAUUUUCCGUGGCAUUUUUGUGACCAAUACCAAAAAGGCGCCCGAACUGUAUCCCGUCACCGAACUGGAUAUCGAUGAGAAACUGAUGGCUGAAAUCCAGGAGGCCCGCGACUCGGUCAAGGGUAAAUACUCGAAAAUGUUGUCGGGUAUGGUGGAUCACAGCAAACAGUUGUUUACCUCGCCCAUCUUGAAAUUCACCCUGGUUUCGAUCAUCAUCAAUUUCACCUUCCACAUUGGUUACUACGGUCUGAUGAUGUGGUUCCCCGAGCUGUUCAAUCGCUUCGAGGAGUACAGCUCCAAUUUCCCCGGCGAGAAGGCCGGUGUGUGUACCGUCACCGAAUAUGUGGUCGGCAAGGACAACCACGAAGAUGCCGUCUGUUCAUCGCACAUUCCCUCGGCUGUAUUUAUGGAGUCGCUGAUCUCCUUGGCUUCCGCUCUGCCCGCCAACUUGAUUGCCAUCUUGGGUAUGGACUUGUUGGGUCGUAAAUUCUUCUUGAUCUUCGGUACCAUGACGGCCGGUGUCUGUUCGGCUGCCAUGUACUUUGUCUUCAACUCCACCCAGAAUUUGAUUGUCUCGGCCGUGUUCAGUGGUGCCAUUUCUGCUGCCAAUGCCGCCCUCGACUGUCUGAUCACUGAAGUAUUUCCCACGCAUUUGAGAGCCACCGGUGUGGCCAUUUCCAUGGUUGCCGCCCGUAUGGGUGGUAUCAUUGGUAAUAUUGUCAUUGCCACGCUGCUGGAUCAAUACUGUCCUGCCCCAACCUUCAUUGUGGCUGUGCUCCUGAUGGGUGGUGGCCUGAUGUGUCUGCUCUUGCCCAACACAACACGCAAGGAACUGAACUAAAUAAACAAAAGCUUUGUAUUCCAAUUUGAAAUCGGAACAAAAACAGUCCCACCCAGAAUUUGUCCGUUAGCUGCGACACCACCACCUACACCACACAUCAUGCCCACUUACACAAACACACGCGCUCACACGAAUACAUCGACAUACAAGCCAACACUCACA